Sclerotinia borealis F-4128 is the source of this 375-nucleotide messenger RNA. The record is from the annotation of a GenBank genome assembly. Lineage: Eukaryota; Fungi; Ascomycota; Leotiomycetes; Helotiales; Sclerotiniaceae.
AUGUCUGCACCAUCCUUAGCAAGCUGGAUAGCCAAGAAGCCUUUGCUUCUGAAGAUGAUGACGCCUUUGGCUUCAUGGUAUACAAAUGCUGCUGGGUACCGUCAGUUGGGAUUGAGAGCCGAUGAUUUGCUCCCCGAAGAAUCCGAAGACGUCCUUCUUGCGCUCAAGCGUUUACCGCAAAAGGAAGCUUAUGAUCGUGUCUUCCGUUUGAGAAGAGCUGUUCAGUGCUCUGUUCAACAUCAGCUUUUGCCAAAAGACCAACACACCAAGCCGGAAGAUGAUUACGCAUAUCUUUCACCCAUCAUUAUAGAGAUCGCAGCUGAAGCCAAGGAACGUGCCGACUUGGAGUCCUUGACUAUCACCAAAAAUAAGUAA